Daldinia childiae is the source of this 1707-nucleotide messenger RNA. Its product is annotated as Vanillyl-alcohol oxidase. The transcript is spliced from 6 exons. Lineage: Eukaryota; Fungi; Ascomycota; Sordariomycetes; Xylariales; Hypoxylaceae. The coding region runs from base 1 to 1707 and encodes 568 amino acids. Gene Ontology annotation, molecular function: FAD binding; D-lactate dehydrogenase (cytochrome) activity; D-lactate dehydrogenase (NAD+) activity. The record is from RefSeq and is a predicted model, not a curated record. Gene Ontology annotation, biological process: lactate catabolic process. Gene Ontology annotation, cellular component: mitochondrion.
AUGGCGCCUAAAUACUCAGAUCCCCUAUAUCAGGAAGCCCACGAGGAAGCUUUUUCAAAGCCACUCGUUGCAAAGAUCAAGACGGUUUUGCCACCAGACGUAUCUCAAGAGGAUUUCGCCUCAGCUUUAGAGAAAAUAGUGGCAGCUUUAGGAAAUGACGCUGUUUUUACUGGAGACGGCUUGAAAGACUAUGUUGACCCUUAUGAGAUCCCUGAGGCAGGGCAUGAAAGGAGCGUGCCAAGCGCUGCAGCUUGUCCAUCCUCAGUGUCAGAUAUCCAGGCCGUUCUGAAGAUCGUAAACGAGUAUAAAAUCCCGGUGUGGACUUUCUCAAGGGGAAAGAAUCUAGGGUAUGGAGGGCCCGCACCGCGUGUUCCUGGAAGUAUCGCUCUAGACCUGCACCGGAUAAACAAGAUCAUAGAGGUAAAUGAAAAAUUCAGUUACGCGGUAGUUGAGCCUGGAGUUACCUUCGGGGACUUAUACGAAUAUUGCGCGAAACAUAAACUCAAGGUGUGGCCGAGCACGGCAUCUCUGGGAUGGGGUAGUGUCAUUGGCAAUGCUCUUGAUAGAGGAUUGGGAUUUAUCCCGACGGGAGUCCACCAUGAAAACAUAGCCGGUAUGGAGGUUGUUCUGGCGAACGGCGACGUCGUCAGAACAGGUCAGUUCGCCAUGUCUAACUCGCCCUCUUCGCAUACAACAAAGUUGACAUUCGGCCCUACGAUCGAUGGUCUCUUCCUACAGAGCAACCUCGGGAUAGUGACUAAAAUGGGUAUUAACUUAACACCGCAGCCGCAAGCAUACAUGGCCUGCUCGUUCGACGUGCCCGAGUUCGAACAUAUCGAGACCAUAGUUGAUGUCUUUGGCGAACUACGACGCAACGGUACUCUACCAUACAUGGUCUACGUCUUCUACAUUGCAGAAUGGGCUACCAUGUUUGGCAAGCAUUCAGAUUGGUGGAAAGGUGAGGGACCAAUUCCUGACUGGAGACUGAAAGAAAUGCAAAAAGAUUUAGACGCUGGCAUCUGGACUGUCAAGUUUGGACUUUACGGGCCGACGGAGAUCAUCAAGGCCCAGUUCAACGAAGUAGAAAGAGUUGUAGCAAAGAAAGCCCCCGAUGGCCGCCUUCGCCAAACUCUUUUCGCCGGAGAGGACGGAAAUCUUUUAGAAGCCACUGCUGUCUCUCCGCUCUACGGUGGUGUCAGGGUCGGAGUCCCAAGCAUGUGGAAUAUACCGAUGGUGAACUAUUAUAACCGCCGGGAUGAUUCGGUUGGAGCACACGGAGCGUACUCGCCCAUCGUACCCCUGGACGGGAAGACGGUACUCGAAUGGGCCAAGACAGCCAAGGGCAUCUGCGCGGAGCAAGGAUUCGAUUUCCUAUGCGAUUUCUUUAUGCACGAUCGAUAUGCUAUUUUUGUCACGAUGCUCUGCUUCGAUAAGACCAGCCCAGAGCAACGGACGGGCGUGGAUAAAGUGUUUCGUAACCUCUUUAGAGAAGGUAGUAAGCGGGGUUUCGCCAAGUAUCGGGCACAUAUCAACCAUAUGGAUUUGAAUGCGGACCUUUUUGAUUUCAACAAUCAUGCUUACCGCCGUUUCGUCGAGAAGUUGAAGGAAUCUCUGGAUCCUAACGGUAUUCUCUCGCCCGGGAAGAUGGGAAUAUGGCCGGAAAGGUUGAAAUGGUUAAGAACAAAUAGUCAAGUUGCUAAGAUGUAG